AUGGAGGCCACUCCAACCACAUAUCCUGCCGAUGCCACUGCGCCGGGCGCUCCUCGAUCCUCGGCUUCUUCGAGCAGUCUGUCAUCUCCGACGCAGUCCACCUUCUCCAAAGGUCACUCAUCGCGCGGCUCGGGUUCGUCGAUCACCUCGUCGCCGAUCCCACGCGAAUCCUUCGACAUGUAUUCGACCAAAAGGCUGGAAGAUGUGACAGAGGAACCUCAAGAGAUUCAAGAAAGAGAUGAGUUCGAAGGAUACACUUUGGUCAACGAUGGAAGCUUCGACUUCCCCGAUUAUGACAAGGCUUUCUCGAACUAUUUCGGUGGUGAUAUUGAACAAUCCCCACCAAGCUCUCCUAUACAACCUGAAUGGACCUUGAGAGAUGCGGACGACUGGUCCUCAACCUCUUCAGCAGCUCCACCGCUGUACAAGCGACGACGGUCAAUGGAACAGCCUACCUCUGCUCCUGCUGCUGCGCCUGCCAACGCCCACCGUCUCAGCAGCAAAUUUGGUUCGAUAUCACGACGUUGGAAGAACAGAUCGGCACCUGGACCACAGCUGUCGAUCAUCACACACCUCAACUCUCCGGCUUCGCGGUCUGGAUCUCUCAAUUCUUCACAGAUAGUCAGUCCUGCCAUGAGUGUUAUCUCCAAGCAUGAAAGUCUACUGCCCUUGUCACCAGUCGCGCCGCUCACGAGUCAGACUUCAUUCGAAAUGCACACAGAACCACUGCAAGAGUCUGAGGGAGACGAGGACGAAGAGCCAUGUCAAGCCACUACCCCUUUGCUGCCGCCUGUGCUUGCGGAGGUGUGCAAGAAGGAGGAACCUAUUCAGUCUCCUCUCCAAUCACCAUCAAUCGCUCCUACAUCUGCAAUCAUGAGCUCUCGGAACUCGUUCGACGCGCCACUGUCGUGCCUACCGUCUCCACCUUUGUCCACAAAGCCCUCGAUGGUGUCUAUGCAUAAUAGGUCUCGAACCAACACGAUGACCAACGGCCCUAUCCUAGAUAUACCACCGCUGCAACUCUUGGACGAUGUCUUGGACCCUUGGACGGUUCGACUGGGUCACGCCAACUUCACCAUUCAUCCUGAACCGUAUACACCGGAGACGAUUGACCUGGACUCUUAUACUGAAUACCGUAACAAUUGGGAUCAUGCUCGGACCAACUACGCCAGACAUAUUUCCCGUACUGCCGAGCAUUACGGGUCGACGUCCAAGGUGUACAAGCUAAGCGAGGAGAAAUGGUCCUUGGUGGAUGAUGCGUGGAAGAGACAUCACAACCUGAUGAGGUCCAUUCUGGCACCUGUCCUUGCUCGCCUGAGUGAUGGAGACUCGUCAAUGCAGAACUCCACGGCUUCAAGCGCUGUCCUGGAGAAGCCCGCCACCAAAGUCAUUUUGCCUGUUAUUGACGACAAGAGCGGCAAAUUCCCCGAGCUUGGUGACGGGGAGAUUGUCGGUCCCAUGUCUGUGGCUCGUCCUCGGGCAAUGACCAGCCCCAACAGAGGCAUCGAUCCAAGAAGUCCAUCCCUAUCUCCAUACAAGCGCAACCUCCGCAAAUUCCUCAUCGACUUUUUCCACAAAUGA
This is a messenger RNA of Exophiala viscosa, 1581 nucleotides long. RefSeq lists its product as uncharacterized. The coding region runs from base 1 to 1581 and encodes 526 amino acids. NCBI's taxonomy places the organism in Eukaryota, Fungi, Ascomycota, Eurotiomycetes, Chaetothyriales, Herpotrichiellaceae. The transcript has a single exon. The record is from RefSeq and is a predicted model, not a curated record.